AUGCCGAACUCGAAAUGGGGGAUCCUGGGCUAUGAGCCCAGUCAGCCCGCCUGGGUGCUCUAUCUUCAACUACAGUUCAGCCAGCCUGCAGAUUGCACGCUCAAAAGUGCGAACAUCGAACUGUCUUUUCAGAAACCGCAGUCCAUUUGCAGAUCAAAGCUUGGGCCGGUUCUUACUGAAUAUCUUGGCCCCAGAGGUGUCACCGGCUAUGUCCGCUCUCGAGAUACGGAAGGAUCGAGAAAAAAUAAGGAUUUUAUUGAAUUUCAAUCAACCGAUGACGAAGAAAGCAAAAAUACUCCUGAUGGCAAAUGGUCCUUACGUGCUUAUACAUGGCCAAUAGAUGGGGAUGAGAGUGGGCUGCACCGUCGGGUGGAAUGGAUCAUCAAUGAGGCCAAACCGCCCUACCAGACGAUACUCCAUCGCGACCAAAUUCGUGUCGGCCUUGUAGUCUCUCAUGAUACAGAGCCGUUUUUCAUCACAGUGCGCAUUGAAGGACAGCUUGAAGAGACCUACGGGGGAAUGCUUCGGUUUGGGCGCUCGGUUGACGAUUCAACCAGGUGUGUUUCAGUCCACGUGUCGCCACCUGCCAAUUCGGAAACAUCCUUGGAAGAGAUUGCGAAGCGGCUGAACGAUGAAAUGACAAACAUGAUCUUCGAUAAUUGUGCCCUAGAGGCAGUUCCCCACCACAAAGUAUCAUCAGAUGCGUAUCGCCCGGCUCGUGAAGAACCCAGGAAGAGACCCAGGAAGACGGGGAGCUUGAAUGAAGUGUGCCCAGAGUCCAAGAGAAGCCAUGGUGACUAUACGAUCGGUUGGAUUUGCGCAUUGCCUCUUGAGAUGGCUGCAGCGAGCGCAAUGCUCGACGACGUUCACGAUCUUUUGCCGACCCAUUCGGACGAUCAGAACAGUUACAUACUUGGUAGCAUUGGAGCGCAUAACAUAGCUAUCGCCUGCCUUCCUAGUGGGGUAUAUGGUACGAUAUCAGCAGCCAUAGUGGCGUCUCAAAUGCAAGCGACAUUCAAGUCCAUCCGAUUUAGCUUGUUGGUGGGCAUUGGGGGAGGAGUACCCGGAGGCGACACCGAUAUUCGGCUAGGCGAUGUCGUUGUCAGCAAGCCCAGUGGAACCCUUGGGGGAGUAAUCCAGUAUGACUAUGGCAAGACCUGUGCAGAUGGCAAAUUCCACAUAACGGGAGCCCUGAACAAACCACCGCAGGCGCUCUUGACAAUGGUCGCCAGAAUGAGCGCUGAGUAUAUGGUCAAUGGAUGCCGAUUAAGCGGUUAUCUUGCUGAUAUGGCGAAGAAAUAUCCUCGAAUGCAGGGCUUUACGCAUCCUAGCCAAGAAGAAGACCGGCUCUUUGGAGCCGAUUAUGAUCAUCCAAAAGCUGCUCUCACCUGCAAAGCUUGCGAUCCCAGUAAAUGCAUCCCUCGCAGACCUCGAACCAACGACACACCGGUCGUUCAUUAUGGACUCAUCGCGUCUGGAGACCAAGUUAUGAAACAUGGACUUACCAGAGAUCGACUUGCACAAGAAUCGGGAAUCAUUUGCUUCGAGAUGGAGGCAGCAGGAUUAAUGGAUAAUUUCCCAUGUCUUGUCAUUCGCGGGAUCUGUGACUACGCAGACUCACACAAAAACAAGGCCUGGCAGAAUUAUGCCGCUGCGGUCGCUGCUGCAUAUGCUAAAGACCUUCUUGUUAUGACACCUGCAAGGCAGGUCGAGAUUACGCCUCGCGCUGUCGGGUGGUAA
Aspergillus tubingensis is the source of this 1740-nucleotide messenger RNA. RefSeq names its product Pfs domain protein. Gene Ontology annotation, biological process: nucleoside metabolic process. The transcript has a single exon. Gene Ontology annotation, molecular function: catalytic activity. The record is from RefSeq and is a predicted model, not a curated record. NCBI's taxonomy places the organism in Eukaryota, Fungi, Ascomycota, Eurotiomycetes, Eurotiales, Aspergillaceae. The coding region runs from base 1 to 1740 and encodes 579 amino acids.